GAUGCUUUGAGUAAUUCGGGCAUUCUUGGAAUCAAACAGAGACAGAUGAUGCAUUGCAUAGCCAAUUCUGGGUCUGAACCCCCAAACUUUCGCUUUGCUUCUCAUGUGCCAGUCCCGGCGCCCUCAUAAAAACUUGUUAAAACCUAAGCAAUCCAUGAUAUCAGAAUCACUUUCGCAGACCCAUUUCCAACUCCGCUAAUUUAUGGAAACUCUCUCUUGAUCAUCGCGCUUCGAUUUACUUCUUAUAAACCCCAAAGCCUAACUCUCUUUUUUUAUUCUAUCUGAUCUUUGUUCCCCAGACCCAGACUCUCCAUCUUUUCUCCAAUCUCCCUCCCCCAAGCUUUUACACCGAAAAAAAGCUCUCCGCGGAAACAGUCGCUCCCGGCGCAACAACACCCCCAAACACCCAACACCACACACAUACACACAAGAUGCAGCAAAGAUUACGGUCGCUCAAGCGCCCUCUGCUCCUCGCAGCAGCAGCCACAACAACAGUAACCCUCGGAGGAGCAUACUACGCCUCCCGCAACAAGACACAUGUCGUCGACAAGCCCCUCGUUCCUCUCAAGCGCGAUGAGAAGAACCGCAUCGUCCCCCCUACAUUCAGCGCCACAAAGACCCGCGCAUCACAACUCGCCGAGCUGCGUCGCAGCGGCGAAGACACAGAAUACGAUCUUCUCAUCAUCGGAGGCGGUGCUACAGGAACUGGUAUCGCUGUUGACGCCAUCACCCGCGGCCUCAAAGUCGCUCUUGUGGAGCGCGAUGACUUCUCUUCUGGCACAAGCUCAAAGAGCACAAAGCUCGUUCACGGUGGUGUGCGAUAUCUAGAAAAGGCUGUUUGGAACCUUGACUAUGGUCAAUUGCAGCUUGUCAUGGAGGCUCUUCGUGAGCGCAAGACGUUUUUGAACAUUGCGCCUCACUUGUCCAGCUCAUUGCCAAUUCUACUACCCCUCCAAAAAUGGUGGGAGGCGCCCUACUUCUGGGCUGGUACCAAGGCCUACGAUCUCCUCGCUGGGUCGCAAGGUCUUGAGAGCUCAUACUAUAUGAGCAAGAACAAGGCUCUCGAGGCAUUCCCUCUCUUGCGACGGGAGAACAUGGUUGGCGCGCUGGUGUACUACGAUGGUCAGCACAACGACUCUCGAAUGAACGUCGCUCUCGCUCUGACUGCUUCUCACUACGGCGCUACUGUUCUCAACCACGUUGAGGUAACUGGUCUUGAGAAGGAUGCGAACGGCAAGAUCAUGGGCGCUCAAGUGCGCGAUGUCCUCGCUUCCAAGAACGGUGAUGCCGCUGGCGCUGAGCCUUUCAAGGUCCGCGCCAAGGGUGUCGUCAACGCAACCGGUCCCUUCACCGAUGCCAUUCACCAAAUGGAUGACCCCUCUCGCAAGCCCAUUGUCGCUCCCGCUUCAGGUGUGCACAUCAUGCUUCCCAAGGAGAUCUGCCCCAACGGUCUUGGCCUUCUCGACGCUGCCACCUCAGACGGUCGCGUCAUCUUCGUUCUCCCCUGGCAGGGAUACACUCUCGCUGGUACCACCGACAACCCAUGCGAAGUUGAGGCUGCGCCUGUUGCUCAACAGCAGGAUGUUGACUUUAUCCUCAAGGAAGUCAGCAAGCUUCUGACACCCGAGUCUGUUCUGUCGCGCAAGGAUGUUCUCGCUGCCUGGUCUGGCAUCCGACCUCUCGUCAAGAACCCCAACGCCAAGAACACCGAGUCCCUCGUCCGAAGCCAUCUCAUCACCACCUCCCCCUCCGGUCUCCUGACCUGCGCUGGUGGCAAGUGGACCACCUACCGUGAAAUGGCCGAGGACACCGUCAACGAGGCCAUCAAGCUCUUCGACCUCAAGCCCCAAGCCGUGGCUCUUCCCGACAUCAGCGGCGCCGGCGCUUCCGGCUUCACCACCCGCGGCGUUUGCUGCACGCGCAAUGUUCCUCUCAUCGGCGCCCACGGAUACUCCACAUCUCUCGCCUCUCAAUUGAUGGAGGUCUACAACAUCGACGCUGACAUUGCUGAUCAUCUCGCUCACAACUACGGUGAUCGCGCCUGGACUCUUCUCUCCAUCUCUCCCUCCCUCAACACCCGUCUUGUCUCCUCUCUUCCCUUCAUCGAGGCUGAGGUCUCUCACGGCAUUCGCUCCGAAGCCGCCUGCACCAUCCCCGAUAUCAUCGCCCGCCGCACCCGUCUCUCAUUCCUCGACUCCCACAAGGCUCUUGAGGCUCUUCCCCGCGUCCUCGACAUCGCCUCCACUGAACUCCAAUGGAGUGCUGCCCGCAAGGAGCAGGAGAAGGCUGAUGCUAUCAAGUUCCUCGCCUCUAUGGGUCUUGAGCAGCAGACCGAUGCGCCCGUGCAGGCCUCCCAGGAGGAGAAGAUGCCCGUACGCAGCAUUGAGCACUCACCCCGCCCCACCCGCGUCGGUGGUCUUGAUGUCGACCUGAACGGUCUCGGUGGUACCGGCUCUUACAGCAAGUCGCGCGACGACUAGAUGAGCAUUUCAUUUUUAGAGAUAGCAUGUAGCAUAUAGAGAUUCCCGGCAUUGGUUGUGUUACACUAAAAGCAUGGCGCAUAGAUGCAGGAUUGGGCUGGGAUUGGACAAGGCGUCACGGAUUUUCUUGAUAACUAUAUAUUUUAAUGAACUUUCAUGAUCAUCUUCAUCUUCAAGUUAAAUCCCUCUGGUGUUGUGGUCUAUUCAUCCACGUGUUAACCACGUCUACACUCGAGUUUAAUUCCUCCAUGCCCGCUGAUCAAUUGGAGAUUAUCCCCGCAAUUAAAUCCUGUUUAGAAAAUCCCCAUCGGAUCGUCGAUGAUUUCCUGCAUCUCCAUAAAAUGAGGCUCCAUUACAUCAGGACCCAUCUGGAGCCCCAGACUAAACAUGCUUCAUGACCUGGAGAUAAAUGACGUAGCAGUUCCGUAACCAUGGGUCAUGUACGUAACGUCCUGAAUCCUACGAGUGUGACUCCGAUACCGCAGCCAACUUCGUGAUGGGAUUAAAUAGCAGAAACUGGAAGAGGCAGUACAGGGUGUUGAAACGUCCUGACCAUCUUGGCCGCCUGAGCGGUGCCAUACGAGACAUCAAUGACACGGUUUGGAAUUGCGCUAAGAACAAGCUCGAAAGUGAGCUCCGGAGCACUUGAGACAUUGGUAUUCGUACUGCGCUGUCCCUGUUGGUCGUCACCAGUCUGUCAAGCACUAGUUAUGUACGGUUCGAACGUGUUUAGUGCAUCGUUGCUAUUAUUUAUCUGGAAUUGCACACCCAAGGCCUGAUCAUUGCUUCGGUUGUUGGCCUUGGAAGGUACUACGUCGAUCGUCUUGGGGUGUAGCUUAUGCUCC
Molecule: messenger RNA, 3325 nt
Organism: Fusarium odoratissimum NRRL 54006
Lineage: Eukaryota; Fungi; Ascomycota; Sordariomycetes; Hypocreales; Nectriaceae
Product: glycerol-3-phosphate dehydrogenase
Exons: 2
Coding region: 432-2480 (682 amino acids)
Biological process (GO): glycerol-3-phosphate metabolic process
Cellular component (GO): glycerol-3-phosphate dehydrogenase (FAD) complex; mitochondrion
Molecular function (GO): glycerol-3-phosphate dehydrogenase (quinone) activity
Source: RefSeq, a predicted model, not a curated record